Dichomitus squalens LYAD-421 SS1 is the source of this 402-nucleotide messenger RNA. RefSeq lists its product as uncharacterized. NCBI's taxonomy places the organism in Eukaryota, Fungi, Basidiomycota, Agaricomycetes, Polyporales, Polyporaceae. The record is from RefSeq and is a predicted model, not a curated record. Bases 1 to 402 code for a protein of 133 amino acids. The transcript has 2 exons.
AUGGCGCAGAUGAUCACCUUCCGCCUGAACGCUAGGCCGACGUACAGCGAGCGCAUGACGGACGCGCGCGGGGAGUUGCGCAAGAUUAUCAAAGAUCAGCUAUGCGCUAUCACUGGCGACAGGGACGCGAGCAUGUCGUGGAGCAGGAAGUCGUACAUGAAGAACAUCGUUACUCGCUACCGCGUCCGCAUCGAAGGGUGGCCCCUCGGCGACGUUCCCUUCAGGAACCUCAGCGAUGUCUCCAAUCUACCCAAGCUGGAGCUGCUCCUACGCGGGUUUAAGGAUGGCACAAUUCGCUUUUGCAAAAUCACGGACGCCCAGUACGCUGAGAUGGUCGCCGACCCCACGCCAUGGAUCGGGCCGCCGGGCGCAGAUGGCGAGGGAGAUGGCAAUGCCGAUUAG